AUGACUCCACCAACUUUUAGCAUCACAAAACCCAAAAGACAAAAGCUAGAUGCGUUCAUUAGAGACCCGAACUAUAGGUCAAUUGGAAAAAAUGACGCUGCAUAUGGAGAAAUCUCUAAAGCCCUUGACACGUCUAGAAAUGGAACCAAGGGUUACAAAGAGAAAAAUAAUUUGCCAAGUUCUCGCUCAGCAGCUCGCGAUCCAGGGUUGAUCGAAAAACAAAAGGAAAUCAAGUUGAAAUGGUGCCUUGACAAAGUGAAAUUGGACUGUUGGGCAGCGGAAAUCGGUUGCCUGGUCAGACGAGUCCAAAUUCAUGGAAAAAUCGAUCAAGACAAGUACAUCGACUGUUUGGCACAGUACUUUCUUCCCUGGUAUGAAGAACUAUCCAGAGAUAAUAACAAGCAGAUUUUGUUUCAAGAGGGAUGGUGCACCAUGCCACACGGGCGCUUAUGCCACAUGAGCACAAGUAACGAAUGUGGAAGAGCUUUAAGCAAUAAUCCACAAGACAUGGUUGGAGAUACCACUUUAAGUUCUGGAAACUUUGGUAGCCAGCAUGCCAGAUAG
This is a messenger RNA of Phycomyces blakesleeanus NRRL 1555(-), 564 nucleotides long. RefSeq lists its product as hypothetical. Bases 1 to 564 code for a protein of 187 amino acids. NCBI's taxonomy places the organism in Eukaryota, Fungi, Mucoromycota, Mucoromycetes, Mucorales, Phycomycetaceae. The record is from RefSeq and is a predicted model, not a curated record. The transcript is spliced from 4 exons.